This is a messenger RNA of Drosophila hydei, 1250 nucleotides long. RefSeq names its product glycine-rich protein DOT1. The transcript has 3 exons. Lineage: Eukaryota; Metazoa; Arthropoda; Insecta; Diptera; Drosophilidae. The record is from RefSeq and is a predicted model, not a curated record. The coding region runs from base 37 to 1008 and encodes 323 amino acids.
CAAAGCCCAUAUCCUGUACCAGUAAAUCGAAACGUUAUGGCGGCGUAUUUCAUACUGAGCGUUCUGCUGCUCGCCAGUCCCGCUGCAUGGAGCAAGCCGACUUUUGGACGUGAACACGUGCAUAUACGCAUCCACCUGCCGGAGAGUGGUGGCGAUCAUGGUGGUGGUGGUCAUGACCAUGGCCAUGGUGGCGGCAGCGGCGGUGGCGGCGACUUUUCCGCUUAUGAAAUACACGAUCAGGGUCAUGGCGGCGGUGGUGGUGGCUAUGGCGGCGGUGGUGGCGGAUAUGGCGGUGGUGGCGGCUAUGGCGGCGGUGGCCAUGUGAGCACCUUCGCUGUCAUUACUGAGAAUCAUCAUGGCGGCUCCUCAGGCGGUGGCCAUUAUGGUGGUUCCGGCGGUUACAGCGCCGGUGGACACGGACAUGGACACGAUGAUGGCAAGCUGGCUGUGAUUGCAGCUGCUGCAGGCGCUGGUGGUGCACAUGGUGGUGGUGAUGGAGGCCAUGGUUACAGCAGCGGCGGCGGCGGUUCACAUGACAGCGGCGUUGCACAUAUUGCGGCCAUUGCUGCCAGCUCGGACUCCUCUUCACAUGGCGGCAGCGGCUAUGGCGGCUACAGUGGUGGACACGGCGGCGGUGGUGGACAUGGUGUUGCUCAAAUUGCUGCCAUAGCUGCCAGCUCCGACGCCUCGUCACAUGGCGGCAGCGGCUAUGGUGGCUACAGCGGUGGACAUGGCGGUGGCUACAGCGGCGGCGGCGGUGGUGGCGGACAUGGUGGCUACAGUGGUGGCUACAGUGGUGGCAGCAGCUACAGUACCGGCGGCAGCUAUAGCACUGGCAGCAGCUACAGUGGUGGCAGCAGCUACAGUGGCGGCCAUGAUGAUAGCCAAAUUGUAGCACUAGCAGCUGGUGGCGGCGGCGGUGGUGGUGGCGGCGGUGCCGGUGGCAGUGGCUACAACUACGCCGCGCCCACAGGUGGUUGGUCCGGCGGUAGCUCCGGCUGGGCCUAAGCCAACAGCCAACUCUGACCAACUCUGGUCGUCUAGUCUAUGUUCAUGUUCAUGGCCCCCACGCCCCAUUGGAGAUAAUAAGUUAUGAUUCACCGAUCAGCAACCCAUACGCAGCAUCCAUUUAAGCAUCUUCGCAACAUACAAUCUUCGUAUUUAUGUAACCGACCCCUUUCACUCCCCCAUAAAAGGCGGAUUAACCCAAAUGUUAUGUCCAUGUACAAAAUAAAGUAUGUAGUGUAAUA